UCUCACUUUCUUUCUGUUCUGUUGUAUAACAAACAGAAACACAUAAUCUGUCAUCGAGCUGCAAUCCCUCCUCAGGGCAAAUCAGAGAGUGAGGGGUCACGCGAAGGAGGGAGGAGAAGCGUUGAAGGGCAAACAACACGGAGGACCAACCCACUGCAUGUCGAGUCCUGCCUGCUCCGAUCCCACAUCACAUCACAUCACACUCCGCUGCCGCUGCUGCUGCUGCUGGAUAUUAACCAUUCUACAGGUUGGCCCUCAUCGUCCCCCUAGUGGCAGAGCCGGGCAUCGACUUUGGAGGAAAACUCCAAACCACAGGAAAUCCUCUCUGACUGCAUCAAAAGGAACUCUUCUUCCUCAAGCUUCUCCUACCAAACAAAGAAUGCACAACCAGAGGACUUUAUGACACCUUUACUGUGGAUCUAACUUCAAGAAAUCAGAAACUCACCUUGUGGAACUAAGUAAAAAUGGCGACCCCAUCCGCCAUGCCAAUGUCGCCCUCCUCUAGAAACCUUCUUUGGAUGUUUCGCUCAUACCAGAACAAAUCAGUGAUCUGGGAACACUACGAGUACAUGGGGAAAACCAAGGGCAACAGGUACUUGGAAGGACUCAAAACCAUGGACAUCGCCAUCGCGCUCGUCUGCGUGCUCAUCGCCGUAGAAAACGCCAUCGUGCUCCUGGCUAUCUGGAGAAACAAGAAAUUCCACGUGCCCAUGUACUACCUGCUGGGCAACCUGACCCUCUCCGACAUGCUGGCGGGCUUCAUGUACAUGGUGAACAUUCUCACGUCCGGCGCCAAUACCAUGAACAUGACCCCGGUGCUGUGGUUCCUCAGAGAAGGCGGGGUGUUCAUCAUGCUGGCGGCGUCCGUCAUCAGUCUGCUCGCCAUCGCCAUAGAGCGCCACGUGACGAUGGUGCGCAUGAAGCCGUACCAGGGCAACAAACAAGGCCGGAUGUUCGCUCUGAUCGGCGCCAGCUGGGUGCUGUCCGUCUUCCUGGGUGUGCUUCCCUUUCUUGGGUGGAACUGCAUCGGUAUGUUGGACCAGUGCUCCACGGUGCUCCCGCUCUACGCCAAAAGCUACAUCCUGUUCUGCAUCACCGUCUUCAGCGCCAUCCUCAUUUCCAUCGUGGUUCUGUACGUGCGCAUCUUCCGCAUCGUCAAGUGCAACACGCAGCGCCUCGCCUCGGUGCCGCAGCGCAAGGGACUCUACCGCAAAUCCCAGAAGUACAUGGCGCUCCUGAAGACCGUCACCAUCGUCCUGGGGGUCUUCAUCAUGUGUUGGCUGCCGCUCUUCAUCCUCCUGCUGCUGGACUUCUGCUGUCCGGCCAAUGCAUGUAAAGUGCUCUUCAACGCGGAUUACUUCCUGGGCAUGGCCAUGUUCAACUCCCUGCUGAACCCCAUCAUCUAUACGCUGACGAGCAAGGACAUGAGGCGGGCCAUCCUGAGGCUGCUGUGCCGACCUUGCCUCAUCACGAAGGACGGGCAGGUGAAGAAGAUCGGGAUCCCCUUCCUGGAGUGCAGCACCAGUAAGGCGGACGGUGCUUCCCACAGGCUGGAGGGACUGGAGACGACGGUGUCUUGGAACUUCACGCCCAAAGCGAUUUACCCCAGGAUCUCCAAGACAUGACACAGCCGCUCACGUGACUCUUAGAGAAAGCCUUCGGACUGAAACACGGUCUCUAAUCUGGACAGAAUAAGCUCGAUGCAGCAGAGAUCCAUACUGGGAGAAAGACACUAAAUAUGUGAAAGAAACGUCAACCUUAAGAGGAGGGGGCAAAACUGGCAUUACAUUUAUCUUGAGGACACUACAAACACGGCCAGUAUUAGUCAGAGAAUCUCCCGCUUAGACAUUUCAUUUGAUCGGCGUUGUCCUCUUAAAAGGGAAAUGAAAGGGCAGAUGUUGUAUAUAAAUACAGCUGUGUCACAUCAGUGGAAAUGUGAAUUCCUCCGGGCGGUAUGUGUUGCAAAUGAUGUGGAAAUCUCCCUAAAUAUGUGCUACACACCGUUGGGAACUUGCCUUGACAACAGCAGCAAAAUUGAAUAAUAUGGAGCUUUUUUUGAGCCGUUUCACUUGAAAAAUGACUGAAAUGAGUUUUUAAUUCAUUAAGAAAAUUGCUUACCAAGAACUCCUUUGAACACAUGGUCCUGAAAAGUAGUUAUCCAAAGCUGGUGGUAAUACCUUUGACAGUAUCCGAGCUAUGUCAUAUAAAUGGAAAUUCACAUUAAUUAGCAUGUUCUUUUUGCCAGUUUUCUGAAAGAAUCCAUGAUAUUUGUGCUAGAUUUUGCUCAGAAUUGGUCUAAAGCAGCAAAUCCCGAUAAACAUUCGGGAAAAAAAAUCAUCUUUGGCCGUUUUAAUUGAAAAAUGACUGUAAUUAUAAAAUGCAAUUAAUUAAUCAAUUACUAAUUUCUAUGCAUUUAUUUAGUUGGGUUUUUUUUGCCAAUUUUGGAGCAUUUUCUGGCAGAGUUACUUGUGAAAUGAUUGAAAUGAUCCAAAACAACAGAGUAAUGAAUACGUUAUUUAAACACAAACAGGUUAACUAAAGCUGUGAGGCAGAGUAAUAACCAAUCUGUCGCUCAGAUCUUCAUUUCAUCCGCGUUUAAAUGAUCCCAGUGUGCAGACGGUUCACAUAAACCACCUGAUGACGCAGAUAAACCGGGGCUAAAGCUCAAAGUUUGUCCUUAUCUCGUCUCUCCGAGCUGUAUUUAAUGACAUGUGCAUCCACACCCAAAGGAUCUGCAGCCAAACCCGUGUAAUUUCUGCCAUGUGAGUUUUUGGUCGGUCGCCCGAGAUCAGAGGCUCUUUAUUUUUCCCGGAGAGGCCCUGAAACGCGUCAUCGGAGCCUCUUUCAGCUCUGGAGGUCCCCUGAACAUAUGUAGUAACACAUGAUGAAUGACUCUAUAAACCCGAUAGCGGAGGCUUGUCGACGCCUUCUCGGCUGCAGUAAUCCCAUUUAUGUGCUCCAGUUUGUGGACAAAAACGGCUCUUCGUCUUGGAGGAAGUUCAACGUGUUUGUCGUUAAAGAGCAGAUAUCAUCUUUUCCCACAAAGCAGCAACCUGCUCGGCAACAGAGCCUGUGUGUGUGUGUGGGCUUCAGAGAACUGGGGGGGAAACUCAUUGUGUGGUUAGAGUGACAAUAAACGUAUCACUGUGUUAUUGUACAUACAUGUAAAGAGAACAUCUAUUUACUGAUUUCUGUUUUGUAUACUUUGUAAAUAUCUAUAGUCCUUUUGUUUUGUGAAACCGUAAGUUAUGAUGUCACUUUUUAUAAUGUGCACUGAAUAAAACAUGUGAAUGAAGUUUA
Eleginops maclovinus (Patagonian blennie) is the source of this 3300-nucleotide messenger RNA. RefSeq names its product sphingosine-1-phosphate receptor 5a (gene s1pr5a). Gene Ontology annotation, biological process: adenylate cyclase-activating G protein-coupled receptor signaling pathway; regulation of metabolic process. The record is from RefSeq and is a predicted model, not a curated record. Gene Ontology annotation, cellular component: plasma membrane; cytoplasm. NCBI's taxonomy places the organism in Eukaryota, Metazoa, Chordata, Actinopteri, Perciformes, Eleginopidae. Gene Ontology annotation, molecular function: sphingosine-1-phosphate receptor activity.